GCUGUGAAAUGAGUGAUAUUUUGUGGUUUUUUACAUACAUGUUAGAUAUAUUGCAUGGAGCUGGUCCUUGUUGGAUAAGUUUAUAACUCUAAAACCAGAAAUGAUUUUGUUCUUUCCUGACAUGAUUCUCCUCACAGGCUAAUGAAUAUGAAACAUGGCAUACAUGCAUUUGGUUGGUUUCUUUUGCCCCAUGUCAACUUGAUAUCCCUCUGAGUCCCAUUUUGAACAAAGUUUUCAAAAUAAAUCGAAAUCCGAAAAACUCCUUUUGUUUUUCCUAUUUGACAAACAAUAAACGAUACAUAGUCAUCUUCUGGCUGAGUGAGUAAAUGAGAUCGACAUCAAAAAAAUAUUGAAUAUGAUUCGUUUUGAGUACUCUAAAUGAUAUCUUUGGCACCACAGUGACCUGUUGCGACUUUGUUUGCAUCUGCCUUUUGUGAAAAUUCUUCAUGACUAGCAUCUGUCCACUACUGCGUACACAACAUUCCUCUACAAAAAUUUGAAAGUGAUUACAGAUACGUUACAAUACGACAAUCAUGACGAACAACGAGGACAUGAAGGAUGGUGGGAAUGGCGCUGCGCCUCCACCUGUUGGAACACCUGCACCUGCUCCUGGAGGCGCAACGAGUUUCGCACAGCUCGCAUCACUGCAGCAGCUGCUUCCUGGACAACUUCCUGCGACAGGCCCGGGCACAACUGAGCGCCUGUCUAAUACUAGUGCUAGCGCAUACCAAAACAUGCUCUUGCAGCAGCAACAAGGCGGAGCUCAGCACCAACAACCCUUGUUCAACGGCCCAAGCCUGCCGCAUGUAGACACACUGAGCAGUGUCUCCGAGCCGGUUUCUGUUGAUGACUUAGAGGCGAUUUUGCGUGAUUGGAACAUCGAGGAUGGAGAUCAAAUUCUUUCGGUCAGCAGCUCACGGCGAGGGGCGAGCCAGCGUCUGGGUGACAUAAGCGAAUGCGAGCAAAUAACUGUAGGGGGAAACAGAGGCGAAGGCGGAGGUCACCAGGCAGGUUCUGGCGUAGACCUUGAUUCGUGGACAGCCGAACUGUUGGGACAGCUUGGAAAUUGCGAAAACGACCAUACCCGAGCAACGGAAUGCAUCAAACAGUUUUUGAAGGUAUGAAACUACUAUGCAUAAGUACAAUUAUACUUGUGUACUACAUCUCCAUCUCGCGAACGUCAACAUAAUUAAUUGAUGACAUCAUGUCCCCGCACCUUUCUUUUGUUUUUCUUGUUUGUCAAUUGCUGCAUGGCAAAGCCUCCAAAAAGUAAAGUAAAAGUAAAUCACAACAUUUCAAAAAUCCUUCUCAGGCGUUCGAGACUCAAGCAACAGCAGAAGUGACGAAUCACCGCAAAAGUCUCGCGAACGCGAAUCGCAUUUUACUAAAGACCUUGCAGCGAGUACACCAAAAUCAUAAGCAGUUAUCCGCAGCAAUGCCCCAAAUUCAGAAGCAGGUACACAACUACCUCUACCUUUUUGUGAUAGUGAUUUCUUGAUGUUCAUGAUGAUAUUCAUCAUUGUUCUCGUAGUAUUGCUUACUUCUACAUCUACGUAUGAUGUGCUGGAGGUGUACUCCUUGAUGUUUCAAGUUUUUCCAACUCACGACUACGACAGCUCGAAGAGCAGCGAACACGAGCUGAAGUUGCGGAGUCCAGAUGUAAAGUUCUCGACCUACACCUCCAACACGCGAUGGCCUCUCCUCAUGAAAACAACAUGCCAAGGUGACGCUGUGGUAGGUUCGCUGCGCAUCAUCUGUGUCUUGUUCCUACAUCGUCAGAUAGUACGGAGAAUGAAACAUCAUGAUGAUGAUGCGUAGCAGAAAUUUCUUGAGAGGGACGAAGCAGGAACAGCAUCAUCUUCACGCGAUGAUCUUCUUAACAUUAAGAAGCUGCAAGAGGACGGGCGAAGCCAUAAUUCUCAUUCGGAAUCCACGAACAUAGGACGCGGAUGUGGGACCUGGAACAGCGUCCUGCUACGGGUCGUGGAUAAACCAGUACCAGAAAAAAAAUGAAAAUCUAGAACACAAAGGAUCGAGCUGGGCUUGUGCUCUUUUUUACAGUGCCGAUCCGCGCUUGGCGUUCAAUGUCUUCCCACGUCGCAAUCUCGCUAGUACGCGUGAGUCCCAUAUUGAGGAGGUGGACAUCAAGUAGCCACCCUUAAUAUCUGUUGUACUUCUCGAACUUUCAAAGGCGAUGCUUCUGAUCGCACUGUGGUUGACAUCUUGUUUAAAAACCAACGUCCUCCAGUAUAAGUAUGGACGGCGUUACUUUCCCGUUCCCGUAAUUUCUCCCACGAUCAGAAUCGACCAUCAUCUCGACAGAAGAAACAACAUCACCAAAGCGAGUGGACUUUAUGUGGUCGACCCGAUUUUUUACGAAUCUAACUAGAUAAGCUCCUCCACAACUUCUCUCCCUCGACGACACUCACACGAACGACACCCGCCGAUAUGGAUUCACAUGUUGAUACUAGAACAUGAAGGUGCAACAGGCACGACCACUGCCGCCUCCACUACCUUUUUUUUGCUAUUUUGGGAUAUAAUCAGGACAUUCUUGUAGUUGCGAUCAUCGUGUAAUUAACGACCCUCGUAACCAGACUCACUCUGAAAAAUGGGUCAAGUAAGUAAGUAGAAACCGGAAUACUAGUGUUAAAGCGACAAGGCUGAUGGAGAAGGAGAAUUGAAAAAACAGCUCCAACUACUAGGUACUAUAUUUUAUCUAAUUAAGAUAAAGAUAUCCAUUCGCCUUGUUCGAGUUCGACAUAUUUGUUGUUCUGUCUUCAUACAAAUAUUUGACUUUAAAAAUUUCUGUACAUCCUUAGGUUGUGACAUUCCCGCACGACAUGUCAAUUUGUUUUUGACCGUAGUUAGAAUAGAAAUAGUUAGUCGGAAUUUCAUGCCUUGCCCGCUCGUAGAAAACAUGGCUGUAGUACAGGAGGAAAUCGUUACAUGAAUCUUCAACAUAAUUCUCUGGUGAUAAACACUUUUUUACCCUCCGCCAUCUCAACAUCCAUCAAGUAGGUUAUUCGCUAUCUUGACAUUUCCUUCGAAGAUGUCAACUUUCAUACUUCUGCCUCGUCGAGGAGGGUUUGACCUUUUUCUGAUGUCAUGAAGAUGUAGUCAUUCCCCGCACUCGUUCAACGAAUCGCUUGCGAACAAAAUCAUGAGAAACUUCAAGCACCAUAUCUAUCAG
Messenger RNA from Amoebophrya sp. A25, 3190 nucleotides. NCBI's taxonomy places the organism in Eukaryota, Dinophyceae, Syndiniales, Amoebophryaceae. The record is from the annotation of a GenBank genome assembly.